AACAGAAUAACACAACAACAAAGACAACAUCUACAACAACAGCAAACAUCAGGGAUGGACCAAACCUUGUUCCUCCUCCUCGUUUUCUCAGGGCUGUCCAUCCUCCCCUCAUCCCUCCCUCAUCAGUUCCACUUUGUGAACUUGAUAAAGACCUGGACUGAAGCUCAGAGUUUCUGCAGACAGAACUACACUGACCUGGCCACCAUAGAUGAUGACAUGGCAGAUAUGCAGAAGCUCAAUAACACAUUACCAGCAGCUGGUUGGAUAGAAUCAGCCUGGAUAGGGCUGUAUAACAACAUCUGGAAGUGGUCUCUGGGAGACGGAGAGUUAGAGGGGGAGGGGUUUUGGGAUGAUCAUCAUCCAAAUAAUGAUCCCAACAACAAUGAGCUCUGUGUGUAUAUGAUGGUAAAUGCGACCUGGCGUGGUGACAACUGUAACAGUAAAUGGCACUUUGUCUGCUAUAAUAAAACACAAGUGACAAAUAAGUACAUUGUAAUCGCUGAAUCUAAGACUUGGAGUGAUGCUCAGAGCUACUGUCGGGAGAAACACACAGACCUGGCCAGUGUGAGGAACACAACAGAGAUGGAGGCAGUAAAGAGCAUCUUACCUACCACUGGUAUCUACAGAGUGUGGACUGGCCUGAAGAAAUCUCCUGGUGUCUCGAGGUGGUCUGACCAGAGUGGAUUCUCUUCCAAGAGCUUGGAAACAUUCAAGGCGAACAAGGCAAAUGGGAGCUAUCAGAACGAAGAGUUCUGUGGUGUUGUUACUUUCCCUUCUGGAAACUGGAAGUAUCAGGGAUGUACCACCAACUCUCAUUUUAUCUGCUAUGACGAUGAACUGGUCCUGGUCUCAGAGAACAAGACGUGGUCAGAAGCCCUGUGGCACUGCAGAGACCAGAACAUGGAGAUGGUGUCUGCCCACAACCAGAACAUCCAGCACUGGGUCCAACAGAAAGCCAAGAAGGCCUCCACUCCCUUCGUCUGGCUGGGCCUGAGGUACACCUGCACCCUGGACUUCUGGUUCUGGGUCAAUGGAGAAGAGUCCUGCUACCACAACUGGUCUGACGGGGAGGGCUACAACACCACGAAGGAGCAGUGUGGGAACACGGGGGCCAUACAGAGAGACGGGGGACAGUGGGUCGGCAAGUCUGAGACUGAGAGAUUCAACUUCAUCUGCAGCAACAGUACUGAUUACUAGGACCAGACCCUGCUCUGUAGACCAGCUGAACCCUACAGUCCAGAAUGUUCCAGAGCCUGUUCUGUAGACCAGCUGAACCCUACAGCCCAACACAUUGUUCCAGACCCUGCUCUCUGGACCAGUUGAACCCUACAGCCCAACACAUUGUUCCAGACCCUGCUCUGUAGACCAGCUGAACCCUACAGUCCAGAAUGUUCCAGAGCCUGUUCUGUAGACCAGCUGAACCCUACAGCCCAAUACAUUGUUCCAGACCCAGCUCUGUAGACCAGCUGAACCCUACAGCCCAACCCAUUGUUCCAGACCCUGCUCUGUAGACCAGCUGAACCCUACAGCCCAAUACAUUGUUCCAGACCCUGCUCUGUUAACCAGCUGAACCCUACAGCCCAAUACAUUGUUCCAGACCCUGCUCUGUAGACCAGCUGAACCCUACAGCCCAGAAUGUUCCAGACCCUGCUCUGUAGACCAGCUGAACCCUACAGCCCAACCCAUUGUUCCAGACCCUGCUCUGUAGACCAGCUGAACCCUACAGUCCAACACAUUGUUCCAGACCCUGCUCUGUAGACCAGCUGAACCCUACAGCCCAAUACAUUGUUCCAGACCCUGCUCUGUAGACCAGCUGAACCCUACAGCCCAACACAUUGUUCCAGAGCCUGUUCUGUAGACCAGCUGAACCCUACAGCCCAACACAUUGUUCCAGACCCUGCUCUGUAGACCAGCUGAACCCUACAGCCCAACACAUUGUUCCAGACCCUGCUCUGUAGACCAGCUGAACCCUACAGCCCAACACAUUGUUCCAGACCCUGCUCUGUAGACCAGCUGAACCCUACAGUCCAGAAUGUUCCAGAUAUACUCAGAUGUACAUCAUACAAGGUGACGGAUACUCAUUAUUUUAAAUAAAUAUUUGUAUUUGUUUAUAGUGAGCUCCAAAAGAAAAAAGUAAAAGUAUUGGGACAGUAACAAAUGUUUCGUUUCCAGUGAGCUAAAUAGAGCUCACUGGAAAUAAAACAUAGAGCUACAUAGAACUCACUGGAAAUA
This is a messenger RNA of Oncorhynchus gorbuscha (pink salmon), 2232 nucleotides long. Its product is annotated as secretory phospholipase A2 receptor-like. NCBI's taxonomy places the organism in Eukaryota, Metazoa, Chordata, Actinopteri, Salmoniformes, Salmonidae. The record is from RefSeq and is a predicted model, not a curated record. The coding region runs from base 55 to 1197 and encodes 380 amino acids. The transcript is spliced from 6 exons.